GCGUGUUGACUCUGUAAAAUUUUUCAAUUUGGUGAUGGUAUAAUUUUGUGUAUUUAUAUAAUCCAUCAUACACUGAUAUUAAAUCGAUUAACAUAAACUUUUCAGUGUUUGCUAAUCUUUUACUAUUUAUUUUUUCUCAAAAAUUACUAAAGACAAAAAGUCUGAUGGGAUGGAAGUUGCUAUCCACUGUAUACUAUUUGGUUACAAUGUUCUCCCUCCUAAUUAUGAGCUUGCUUGCAACUGUGCCUAAGGACUUGAGCACAUGAAUCAUGAUACGGUAUUAAUGAAUGCCCAUGAGCCACACACACCCUCCCUGUUUGAAACCAGAGUUAAUUAAUGAAAUGGCGUAAAAAUACAGUGGAACGUUAUAGGGUCCAGACAUAUCUAACUCGUUAACGCGUGUUGCGGAUAGACCCUGAAUGCAUGAUACUCUUGAAUAGCUAGCAGCCUAGCACCCAGAAAGCUAAUUAGUCACACAUGGAGAGAACAUUCAAGCAUAUUAGAAUAUUGGCACGAAUCACACUCAGCAUUUUUUUUAUACGAUAUUUGACUUGGACCAAAUCAUUUCGGCAGGAUCAAUUACAUGAUAUAUGGUGAUAGCUCAAAUCUUGAAACCUGAUACAUUCACAUUCACCGUGCACAUUGUGUUUGGUUUCCUUCUUAAUUAAGAUUGUUAUAUGUUCUUCCCAUAUUUUCCAGGUGAUACCAUAAACGAUGAUCAACGAAGAAAACUUGGAAUUCCUUCUUGAGUUUCCUCUUCCUUCCAACAUUAAUGAAAAGGAUCCUGAAAAUGGCGACAAGGGAUGGUGUGGUAUGUUUGUAUGAUAUAAUUGAAGAGUUAAAGAAGCAAUUGGAAUUAGUAGGACCUCUGUUUUUGUGGGUUCUAUACUGUACUUUUUGCUGUUUCAUGUUCGUAGGGCCUCUUGGAAGGCUCUCUCUUUCCAGUGCAACUUAGCUACUUCCUUUGUGCUUUAUGGUAUAUAUGAUUUAGUCAGAUCAUGCAUUGGAUCCCUUUUAGUUCUUGAUUUAGUCGUCUGUUUUUGGUACGUAAUACGUUACAACAUAUUGAUCGUUUAAAUUUAUUCAGUGCACUAGAAACAUUAUGCGAGCAAACCUAUGGGGCAAAACUUCAUCAUAUGCUUGGAAUACAUAUGCAAAGGGGUAUAUGCUUGUUUGCUCUCGUGCAUGUGUCGAUGCAAUUUUGAGUUGGUUAAUUGGGUGCGGACAGAUUGGUCUGGUCCUGAACGUGCUCUCACUUGUAGUAAAAUUUAUGAAAAAUGGUGAAUUUUGAGUGAGAAUCAUUACUUCACUUGAAAUAUUUUUUUCAAAAGUACUAGUACAAUGUAUCGUCAAACCAAUAUUUGCAAAUAUUGGUAGCUGGUAUUUACACCCUAAUCAAAAUUUGAUACCUAAUUUGAUACCUAAAUGAACUUCUGAGUUGAAAAAUGUACUAUCUGCUGGACCAAGAAUAUGUGCAGUUACAGUAUUUGGCUAAACUAGAGUCAACUAGUGAAAUAGCCUAAAUAUUCGCUGGAUUAAGAUUAGACAUAUCUAGCUCAUUAACGUGUGUUACAGGACAUUAGGAGUGGCAAUCGGGCGGGUGCGGGGGGGUGAGGGUAGUGGUGGAGCCUAACCCCAAAAAGUAGAACCGCCCUGCCCGCCCCACAUAACAAUUUUUAACAUUUUCAACCCAUCCCGCAUAAACCCGCCCCGGUUAACUAUUCUCAUUUUCAUUUGUCUAGAACAUGCAGUUAUAACUUGCCUCAAAUUUGAUAUCUAAUUUCAUUUUUUCGUUUGUAUCCUCUCGUGUCUUUCUUUUUUUAACUUAGCAUUCUAUUAUGGGUAUAAAUUUGUUCUCUCACUGAAAAUGAAACCAAAAAUAUACCCCAGCAACGAUGGUUAGAAAGUAUUUUCUGUUCUUCCAUUAAAAGUAUAUAUAUCCUCUGAAUUAAUUUGUAUUAUACUACUUUGAAGAUUUUAUAUGAAAUCUGAGUAUAUGGACUAGGGGGAUAACCUUAAAAUCGUAAGUCUCGGGUUCCAGUCUUCUGAAUACGGAGUCGCCUUUAUUAGGACGCGCUUCACCUCCGAUGUGGGAUACUUAACAAACCCGUCCCGCCGCCCAUCCCUACAGGCUAUGUUUCAAUGCAUGUUACACGCGAAUGGCCAGCACCCAGAAGACUGAGUCACAGCAGAUAUGGAGUGAAUUCGGAAGCAUAAUACAAUAUUAUUAGCACUAAUCACAUUCAUCAUUUAUUAUUACUAUAUAUUUAAAGUCAACACUCUGGAAUAACCUUGGACUAAGUCACCUUAAAGUUUCAUCAGGACCAGCUAGCUGCUGACAUAGCUCAAUCUUAGACCCUGAUCCUCACACACAUAAAAAUAAUGAUAUAUAUUCCAAAAAUAAAAUACUUAGUUGUAACGACAAUUUCAAGAUUACCAAUGAGUUAACCAUGAUUAAUGAAAGAAGCACUGAAUUUCCUCUUCUUUCAAACAACAUUGAAAAGGGUUCAUGGAAUCCUGAAGAUCGCGAUAACGGAUGUUGUGAUAUAGUUGAGGCUAUUGAAGAGCUAAAGAAGCAACUAGAAUUAGCAGGACCUCUGAUUCUUGUGAGUUUUUUGCAGUAUUUUUUGCAGAUGAUAUCGAUCAUGUUCGUUGGUCAUCUCGGAGAGCUUUCUCUUUCUAGUGCAACUUUAGCUACUUCUUUUGCUGGAGUAACUGGUUUCAGCUUCAUGCUGGGAAUGGGAAGUGCAUUGGAGACAUUAUGCGGACAAGCUUAUGGGGCAAAACAGUAUCAUAUGCUUGGGGUACAUAUGCAAAGAGGUAUGCUUGUACUGGCGGCAAUUGGCAUGCCUAUAUCGAUUAUAUGGGCAUUCGCGGGACAUAUAUUUGCUUUCUGUGGUCAAGACACGGAAAUUUCAGUCCAUGCUGGACUAUAUGCUCGGUGGUUGAUUCCAAGUAUUUUUCCUUAUGGACUCCUCCAAUGCCAACUAAGAUUCCUCCAAACACAAAGCAGACUCAAACCACUGGUGAUCAGCACUGGUUUUACGAGUUUAGUCCAUGUUUUGUUGUGUUGGGCACUGGUUUUCAGAUCGGGAAUGGGAAACAAAGGAGCUGCUCUAUGUAAUGCCAUAUCGUAUUGGAUCAAUGUGCUGAUUUUGUCUCUUUAUAUAAGGUUUGGAUCAUCAUGCAAGGAAACAUGGACAGGGUUCUCCCAAGUGGGUGCAAGAAACCUUCUCAGUUUUCUAUCAUUAGCUAUCCCUUCAGCACUUAUGGUCUGCUUGGAGCAAUGGUCAUAUGAGUUUCUGGUGCUCAUGUCGGGGCUGCUUCUUAAUCCGAAGCUUGAGACAUCUGUGAUGGCCAUCAGCCUAAGUACCAGUUCUCUGGUCUUCAGGAUUCCCUUUGGACUUGGUAGUGCAGUAAGUACGAGGGUAUCGAAUGAAUUGGGGGCAGGGAGACCUAAAGCAGCCAAAUUAGCAGCACUUGUCGUCCUACUUGUUGCUGUGAUAGAGGGCCUUCUAUUAAGUGGAAUAGCAGUUGCAGUAAGAAAUGUGUGGGGAUAUAUAUAUACCAACAAAGAGGAAGUGGUGAAAUAUCUGGCUGCAAUCAUGCCAGUGCUUGCUUUGUCCAAUUUCAUGGAUGGAAUACAAGGGGUUCUUUCAGGUACUGCAAGAGGAUGUGGUUGGCAGAAACUUGGUGCACUAGUCAAUCUAGGAGCCUAUUAUCUUAUUGGACUUCCUUGUGCAGUCCUUCUGACCUUUGUCUUCCACCUUGGAGGAAAGGGUCUUUGGACAGGGAUUAUAAGUGGCAGUGGUCUUCAAGCAUUACUUCUUCUGCUUAUUACCUUGCGCACAAAUUGGGAGCUUCAGGCAACCAAGGCCAUGGGUAGGAUACAGGUUUCUGAAACAGCUAUUGUGUUAUGA
This is a messenger RNA of Capsicum annuum, 3920 nucleotides long. Its product is annotated as protein DETOXIFICATION 16. NCBI's taxonomy places the organism in Eukaryota, Viridiplantae, Streptophyta, Magnoliopsida, Solanales, Solanaceae. The coding region runs from base 2451 to 3920 and encodes 489 amino acids. The transcript is spliced from 8 exons. Gene Ontology annotation, biological process: xenobiotic detoxification by transmembrane export across the plasma membrane. Gene Ontology annotation, cellular component: membrane. The record is from RefSeq and is a predicted model, not a curated record. Gene Ontology annotation, molecular function: xenobiotic transmembrane transporter activity; antiporter activity.